Oryzias latipes (Japanese medaka) is the source of this 2642-nucleotide messenger RNA. Lineage: Eukaryota; Metazoa; Chordata; Actinopteri; Beloniformes; Adrianichthyidae. The record is from RefSeq and is a predicted model, not a curated record.
UGCUUUAGAUUAGGAUUUUUACAUUCAAUUUCGAUUUUGGGAUUCAACUUAUUUUUUCUAUAAUUUUGUCUAGUUUUGUAUUUUGUGUUUUGCCCCUGUCUGCCUUUGCGAUGUUUCCUUCUACUACUGGCCUGGGCCUUCCUCAGGCCAAGAGAGGGAAAUGGACAUGGGGAGUUAUCAGUUUUGUUAUAUUUUUCCUAUUUCUUUUAUGGAUCUUCUUCCUUGAUUUACCUGAGAUUCGAGCUAAUCGUACUAAAUAUAACCUGACUCAAUCCCAUAGGCAGACUGCUACAGGACGUAACAGAACAAGGCGAAGUACAUUUUAUGAUGCCUGGACGUAUACCAGGGAAGCUGAACAACUCAUGUGUGGCCCUCUUCCGCCCCCUUUAGGGUUCCCGUAUUUUUGCUACAAUCCCAAUCAGACACUAGAUGUGUUAAUUAUAGCACCAAGGGACAGUUUCAGACAUAACCACUGGGGAACAGCAAGUAAGUGGCGAGGCUAUCACUGGUACAUUCGGGGAUUGUUGGGGGAUGGAGGAUGGGGAUCAAUAUUUAGAUCCACAGCAGAAUCAUCUUGGAAGAAAGGUUCCUAUGGGUGGACACCCCGAGCUCGUGAGUGGUCCAGAAUAAUUUCUAAUUUUACUGUUUCAGAUUCGUUUUUCACUUUCCGUGUUAACACCACUGGUCAGCCUUUCCCUGUUUCUACACAGGGUUACAUCACUUUUUGCUCACGAUUGCUCAUUUGUGCAUGGGCAAAUGGAAAAGAUCCGUGUUGGCAGAUUAUGUUUUGUCCAGACUUUAAUGCUACCACCACCACUCUCUUACGGACAGGAUUAGGCUUCAGUCCAGUCAAACAGGUAAAAAUCAUAGAAGGAACUCCUUCCACAGAUAAUUGGUUCCAGAUUGUGACAGGUAUCAGCGGGGAAGCCAACAACUGGUUGCUGAUGGUCGAACAAGCAGCAAAUGUAAUAAAGGGAGACUGUGUUGUGUGUAUGGGACCCCGUCCUUUGUUACGUGUGGUUCCCGCAGCAGUUCCAGCAGAAUGUGUCGCUGACUUAAUGACUAGCACAAUUCCUUUUAGCCCGGACUGUCGGAAACUGGAUCGCUUUUAUCCUCUGGCCCCCAGUGAUAAAAGUAAGCCUGUUUUUGACCGACGUGUGGCCCCUCAAAAUUUCUCAUGUUUCGUGUUACGUAAUGGAAAUGGUAGUCGAUUUAUAGGUAAUGUUACUGACAAUUGGUGUAAUGACACACAAGUUCUGACUCAUUUCCAGCCACUCUCACGAGCGGAUAUUUGGAUAUGGUGUGGCACAAAUCAAAUAUUUGACAGAUUACCCCUGAAUGCCGCCGGACGGUGUGCAUUGGUCACUUUGAUCUUACCCGUUUUUAUUCAACCCACAGCUUUGACAGGUGUCGCACCCCCGCUGACCCACCAGCCUACCUGGAGAUGGUCCAAGCGUGACACGGGCUGGAUGGGCCAGAAUGAUCCGACAUACAUUGACUCUCUUGGUGUCCCUAGAGGCGUUCCAGAGAGUAUUCUCUUAUGGAUUACCCCUAAUAAAAACGUUGACAGAAUUAACUACAUCCAUUACAAUGUUCAGAAGUUAGGCAAUUACACUGUUGCAGGUUUUGAAGCUGUGCAUGAACAAUUGAAGGCCACCUCCCUCAUGGCAUUCCAAAACAGAAUUGCAUUAGAUAUGUUAUUGGCGGAGAAAUCUGGUGUUUGUGGUAUUUUUGGUGAUCAGUGUUGUACUUUUAUUCCCAAUAAUACGCAAGCUGGUGGUAAGUUGACAGUGGCUAUUGACGGUAUGCGCACAUUAAAUAAGAAAAUGAAGGACCAUUCAGGUGUUGACACAUCCAUGUGGGAUGACUGGAUGAAAGUGUUUGGUCCCUGGAAAAAUUUGAUCUCCUCUAUUCUUGUUGCAGUUGCCGUCUUUACAGCUAUUCUCACUCUGUGUGGUUGUUGCUGCAUUCCCUGCAUUAGGUCACUUCUGACACGCCUCAUAGAGAAAGCGGUGGGCGACAAGGAUCGUGAGCAGGGGCAAUAUGCCAUGUUGCCUGUCAGUGAUCCUUUUCCCCCACCCCAGCUGUCAACUCAGUUUGUGUGAUUUUGUUCUGCCUUAACAUGUCUCGCAUUCCUCCCCCUUAAUUCCAGGUGUUCUUUUGCUUUACAGGAACUGUUAACUUUUUUACGGUUAUGCUUUUUUACUAUUUGAAUUUGAAUUACACUGAAUUAGACUUUGAAUUUGUUUUAUUUACCUUAUUUACUACUUUAGUUUUUGUACUGUGUAACUUUUAUUAAUGACAUUGUGCCAAGGGGUUAGGUCGAUCUUGUGAGCAUGGGCAUCCUUAGGGGUGGUUGUCGCAGGAGCACGGAACCGUCGCGAGACUUUUCCUGUCAGACUAUACACUGAAUGUUUAACUGAUGCUCCAGACAGGUUUCGCUCGCACGUUCAUGCAUGGACGCCUAACUCCUUUGAAAUAUUUUGUGUUCCAGAUUGUGCGGGCUUUAGACCACAGCUGUCAGGUUAGGUUAGGUUUGUAAUGUUUUGUUGUUUUUGAGUGUUGUAGUGUUAAGUCUUUUAGGUGAUCACACUUUGUGUGAUCAAGAGAGGGAAAUGUAGAAAAUGUAUGUUUUAAUAUCU